Molecule: messenger RNA, 6454 nt
Organism: Doryrhamphus excisus (bluestripe pipefish)
Lineage: Eukaryota; Metazoa; Chordata; Actinopteri; Syngnathiformes; Syngnathidae
Gene: nlrc3
Product: NLR family, CARD domain containing 3
Molecular function (GO): protein binding
Source: RefSeq, a predicted model, not a curated record
CUCAAACUGUACAUUUUAUAUUAGAUUUUUGUCAAAUUUAACAUAUAAUCUGUACCUGAAACAGUGUACUGAAGGAUAAUGAUAAUGAUACUAACAAUAUGGUGUCUGAGCGCUGACGCCUUGAACGACGUGACACUCGGCACAUAGAACAUUUUUGCAGGGAGACCACAACACAGGAAGACAAGAUUAGUGCGAGAGGUGAUGCGGCACAAGAUACAUGAUCUCAAGUGAUUACUUCAGGCUCCACAGGCCGUGUGAUCGUUUCCAUUGCUCAAGUGGAUAACAAAUAAAUUGCAUCUGAAAGCACCAUACAGCACAUCUACUUUGGAGAACAUUAUGGCUUUACGCGCAGAUGCACCCAAGGUAACAUCAUCUUCCAUCCAUUGAGGACAAAACCAGUGAAACGCUUAUCAUGGAGAGGAACGCUCAUUAUGAUUCCAUCCUGGACAGAAGCAAAGCCAUAACUUGGCAGGGUGAUUGCUAUGUGGAUCUUCAGUCCACUUCCUGCUUCCCAUCCUCCAUGACACAACCACCAGCUCUCCAGUGGGUCCAAACUCACCAAGACCAUUUGCGACGCUUCACUAGUACCUCCUUUCUGGAGGGCUUGUUGCUACACUUGAGAAAGACGCACCUGCUGAGUUCCACCGAAGAGACCCGGAUCCAAGAAGCAGGACGGUUGGAGGAGCAGGUCAACAUGCUCAUUACCACAGUCUCUAGAAAGAAAGACCCACACGGUUCUAAAGCCAUCAGGGACUUCAUAGAGGGCUCAGAUUGUCCAGUGGCCCAGCUCAUCAAGAACUAUGAUUCCAUGGUGAAGGACCACAAAGAGGAACUCCUGCAACGCUGUGAGCAUCCUAGAGACAGCAGCCACAAACCGAUCAUCUCCACUAACUUACUUCUGGUGGAUGGACUUUCUGACCUGCAGCAGAGAGAGCACGACCUAACCCAGGUGGGAGCCACUCGCGGUAGGAGGAGGGAUCAUGUCAGAGAGUUAGGCCUCAACCGUCUCAUGGAAACCCUCACGAGGGGUAGUUUACCUCCGCGGGUCUCCCUCACAAUCGGGGUAGGUGGAAUCGGCAAGACCACUAGGGUCCAGUGCUUCAUCCGACAGUGGAUCCAAGGCACCGUCUGUCCUGAUGUGAGCUUUGUCUUACCUUUUACUUUUUCUCAACUGAACGUCUUGGAGAAACUCUCAGUGGAAAGGUUGGUUAAGAUGGUCUUCCCUCAUUUAAGCGACCCCAGUCUGAUCCUGAGCAGCUCCUGUCGGACUUUGCUUAUAUUUGAUGGCUUGGAUGAUUUCCGCUGCACUUUGAAUUUUUCCCAUGCAGCCCCCUGUGAUGACAUAAAGAAAGAGGUGCCCAUUGAGGACUUGGUGACAAACAUCAUUCGAGGAAAUCUUCUUCCAGGUGUGGCUUUAUGGGUGACCUCCAGACCAAGAGUGGCUUCACUAAUUCCUGGAGGAUUAGUGGACAGAGUGACAGAGGUACCAGGGUUUAGCCCCAAGGACGUCCAUGUUUUCUUAAACCAUCACAUCCCUGAGAUGGAUUUUGCCCAUAAAAUCUGGGCCCACUUGCACAGCCAUAAAAACUUGAUGGUGUUUUGCUAUACACCAUCUUUCUGCUGUAUAGUGGCUGAUACUAUGAAGUAUCUCCUCCAAAGUGGUGAGGAGGAACAACUCCCAAAAACUUGUACUGAGCUCUAUGCUCACUUUUGUGGCAUGAGGGCAGAAUCAGGCGAGCCACGAGGAAGGGAACCUGUCAAAGAGACGCUCUAUGGGAGCAAUCGUAAACUACUGGGGAAUCUUGGACGUCUAGCCUUUAAUGGGGUCCUUAAAUAUAAUUACACUUUCAGCGAGCAGGACCUCAGAGCCUGCGGGAUAGACCUGGUCUUGCCUCCAAAUAGCCUUGCCGCUGGACUUCUUAUCCGAGACGAGACCUUUUUAUGCACAACAUACCACUUCACUCAUUUAACCCUGCAGGAAUUUCUUGCAGCGAUGUUUUACUGCAUGUCUUCCAAGCGAGCCAUUUUUGACUUGUUCUCAGAAAGCACCAUGUCCUGGCCCAAAAUUGGUUUUCUGAAUCACUUCAAAAGUGCCAUUCAGCGCUCCCAACAAGCUGCAGAUGGACACCUGGAUGUGUUUGCACGCUUCCUCUCAGGCCUCCUGUGUCCACUGACGGUGAAGCCUCUCGCUGGGCUUUUAGGUAAAGUUGAUGGCAGCCAGAGGGCAUGGGCGGCAAGUUUUAUACACAGCCUCUUGGAUGGCAGUCAUGUUGUUGUGUCCCAUCGUGCGGUCAACUUGGUUUAUUGUUUGCAAGAGAUGCAACACACAGAUUUACUGCGAACAGUGGAGGAUGACUUGCGGCUCGGAAGCCUGACGGGGAAACUGACCCAGGCUCAUUGUGUGGUGCUGGGAUACCUGCUGCAAGUUUCUCCUGAGUGCAGUGAACAAACAAACCUCAAAGCAUCCCUGAACUACGCUACUGUGAAAUGCUUGCUUCCACAGCUUCUGUACUGCAACCAUCUCAGGUUAGAGAGUAAUCACUUCAAAGAUGAUGUCAUGGAAUUACUGGGAAGCCUCUUGAGUGCCAAAGACUGCCAUAUUCAGAAAAUAAGUUUAGCAGACAAUGAUGUCAGCAGUAAAGGCGUCCGAGCCCUGAGUCGAGCCCUGAUGGUGAAUCGGACCCUAACAUCUCUCAAUCUGCGGAACAACAAGAUAGGCGCUAAAGGCACUAAAAUACUGGCAGAAGCCCUCAAAAUGAAUCAAGUGCUGUUAUCAGUCAACUUGCAGAACAACGCCAUUGAGGAGGAAGGUGCAUGGGCCCUAGCUGAAGUGCUGGAGUGCAACUGCAAAUUAGCAUCCUUGAACAUAAGGAAGAAUGGCAUUGGGGCCAAUGGAGCCAAGAGAAUCGCAGAUGCACUGAAGGCAAACCGGACUCUCACCAAAUUCAUCCUUUGCAGUAACCAGCUUGGUGACACAGGCACAAUAUCAAUGGCUGAAGCGUUAACAGUCAACCACACGCUUCUGUCACUUCAACUGCAGAGUAACUCUAUCAGCAACAAAGGGAUGACAGCCUUGACAAAAGCACUCAGGCUCAACCGAGGUCUCAUCUCAUUGAACUUAAGAGAGAACUCAAUUGGCAUAGAGGGAGCAAAGAACAUGGCCCGUGCUCUUCACGAGAAUAACACCUUGCAGGACCUCGACCUCACAGCCAACCUGUUGCAUGACGAAGGGGUUCGAGCAAUUGCGAGUGCAGUCAAAGUAAAUCAAGGCCUCGCUUCUUUGCAUUUGCAGUGGAAUUUCAUCAAGUGCUCUGCCUCGAAAGCCCUGGGUCAUGCACUCCUCAACAAUACAACCCUACAACUCUUGGACCUGCAAGAAAAUGCUAUUGGCAAUGAAGGUGUCAUUUGUCUGGCUGAAGCGCUGAAAACCAACACGUCACUGCGCACAUUAUGUCUUCAGAGUGUCUCAGUGGGCUCCAGUGGUGCAAUUGCGAUGGCAGAGGCCCUGAUGACCAAUCAAAGUCUGCAAUCAUUAGAUCUCUGUGGAAACAGCGUGGGGAUGAAGGGAGCAAAGGCCCUGGCCAACACCUUAAAAAGCAACAGAAGCCUCAAGUCGUUAAAUCUGCAGGAAAAUCUUCUGGGAAUGGAUGGAGCCAUUUUCAUUGCAACGGCCUUGAAAGGAAACCACCAAGUCACAUACAUCAAUUUGCAGGGAAACGGCCUUGGUGAAUCAGGUGCUAAAGUGAUAGCUGAUGCCAUCAGAGCCGACGCUCCAGCAUGUGUGGUGGAUAUUUGAGCAGCUUCUAUUAGCCAACUCUUAAAGGAAGUUCCCAUCGUGAUGUGGAUUGUAGUCUCACCCUGUGCUAUGGAUGCGUCAUUGCAAAGUAACCCGUGCUACCUGGCUGGAAGUAAUAAAUGUGUUUAUUAAAUGUUUUUCACUAAUAGAGGGGCCCAUCAAACAUCAUUAUGUGUAAUUAUGUGGAAUGCAUCAUAUAAUGAUGUUGUGUGUAUCUGCACACGUUGUAAGGGCAACAGUUAUUUCGCCAAGCAGACUGAAAGCUGUGCUGCUACAGCAGAACUGGAGAAGAUAAUUUCUUCCACGUCACUAAAAUACAGGAAAGUUCUAAAACGGGUGACUUAUUUAGAAGGGCAAAAUACAGUAGUUUGGUUUUUCUACCCUGCACUAAUGCUAACAAGAAUAUGGUAGAAUUUUUCAAAUUUGGACUACAAAUUUAGUAUUUUGUCAGCUAAGUUUUGCUUAUUUUGUAGAGUGUGCCAUACUCUCCUGGUCUGACCCAAAAUUCAGCCCAAACUAUUUGGGGCUGCGAAAACAAGCAAGCAAAAAGCGCUUGAACAAUAGCUACAAGCAGUUGUGAGGGAAUCCAUGUUGUUUCAUAUGUAAACACAUGUCGCCUGUGUGAUGCCACACCAUACUUUGGCGCAGGCUGUGAUGUUUGGAAUUGUAAAAUUCCUGUUAUUUGCUUCCAUACCGGGAUGCACGGCGGUCGAGUGGUUAGUGCGCAGAUCUCACAGCUAGGAGACCUGAGUUCAAUCCCACCCUCGACCAUCUCUGUGUGGAGUUUGCAUGUUCUCCCCGUGCAUUGCGUGGGUUUUCUCCGGGUACUCCGGUUUCCACCCACAUUCCAAAAACAUGCUAGGUUAAUUGGCGACUCCAAAUUGUCCAUAGGUAUGAAUGUGAGUGUGAAUGGUUGUUUGUCUAUAUGUGCCCUGUGAUUGGCUGGCCACCAGUCCAGACAUCUGGGAUAGGCUCCAGCAUCCCCCGCGACCCUCAUGAGGAUAAGCGGUAGAAAAUGAAUGAAUAUAACAUUUAAGGGCAUUUACUUUUAGGGUAAACAGAGCAAGAGAAUGAAUCUCGUGACAUCAUUACAACUGCAAAGUUCUCCUACAGGAUUGCUUCAUGCUUCAGUAUGAAUCUCCCCUACACAAAAGGGUUUUAUGCUUCGAAAUUUAUUCACCGCAGCAAAAAAAAAAAAAAAAAGGCUGUGAUGGACUAUUUUGUUCACCCACCUGCUUUGGAUGUGAUAAAAAUAUCAACAGAUUGGAUUGCCACUGCUUCCUUUACAUUGGCCGCCGUUGAAGGAGCGAAGCAACAAAACAACAAAAGGCCACAAGAACUUUUUUUAAUAUGGAAGGUCACUUCUUGAUUCUUCAGAAAGGGCUAAAGGAAGCCAGCUGGAUCCUGGUGUGGGAGCUUACUCCUGGCGUAGACGGAACAGGACGCAACAAAGCACUUAGUGUCCACAUGUAGGGUGGGCCACUAGAAACGUUGGGAAAGAAGGAAGGCAGUCCAUCUUGUCCGCGGGGGAAUAGGCGAUCUUUGAGGAGUGAGCCCACACCGGAACAUCCAAACGAAGCUCCACCGGGACAAACAAGACAGUCAGGAGGAAAGCCAACAGAAGGGUUUGAAUCCUUGGUGGAUCCCCAGGAUCCUGAACUGUCACAUUGUCAAACCCCAGGAACCUCUGCAACAGCUUCCUUAAUGUGGGAGUGGGCCAAUCAGCCACUACCUUCAUCAUGGCAGGGUCAGGUCAAAGUUGGCCCCUGACUCUGAGGGCAUUGUGUAUUUCUGGACCUUAACAAAUAGUCUUUGGAGAACCAGACAGACAUGCUGAUGGUGAAAACAUUGGAAGAAGAAAACAUUUGGAUAUUGUCCAAAUAAAAGAACGCAGCCACAGCCAAUCAUGUCAUGGAGGAUGUCGCUAAUGAAGCACUGGAAGAUGGCAGGGGUGGUAAUAAGGCUAAAGGACAUCACAUCAUACUCAAAAUGUUAAGAUGAUGAUUCCGAUGAGGAGCAGCUGUGGCAUGUCUCAUAGCUCCACCCCAUGGGGGAUUUGCUAGAAUCUACAAAACACCCACAAUGUCCAAAAAAGAAGGAACAAGGAGAACGAAAAAAACAAAAGUAACAUAACAACCAACCCAGUGUCACAGCAGAGCGUGACAACAUUGGAUGGAUUCUCGCAUGUUUAAUGAAUAAAGUGAAAAUAUCAAAGUGUACCUCAGACCCUUCAAAAUAACUGAAAGUGACAACUUGAAUGGCUUCAUAAUCCACGUGACCAAAGGCUUGCUAUUUUGUCAUCAUCAUCAUAAAUAGCCACAUUGAAUAGGCACUCACUUUAGGGCUAUUGCUAAUGGGGUUUAGGUGACGAUGAAUUAUCUACCAGGUGCAUGGCCUCUUGUAUUCAGACAAAUGCAGCCCAGAAUUGAAUCACUCAUGCAUUACUUGUUGCACAUGGCGAAAACAUUAGGUACACCGACAUAAUGUAAUAGUAGUUGCUAAUGAGUAUUGUGGACUGAUGCUUUGUGUUGAUGUGGUCGGCAAAACCUGAGCUAAAAUAAGGCAUUAAUUCCAUACAAUACACAAAAUCCACGGUGCUAGGUUGGUUGCUAGGUUUGUGUUGCUGUUCGAUAUGUUUUCAAUACACAAUACACAAAU